Molecule: messenger RNA, 949 nt
Organism: Melanotaenia boesemani (Boeseman's rainbowfish)
Lineage: Eukaryota; Metazoa; Chordata; Actinopteri; Atheriniformes; Melanotaeniidae
Product: protein FAM167A
Exons: 2
Coding region: 224-580 (118 amino acids)
Source: RefSeq, a predicted model, not a curated record
GGUUGACCAGAGCUACUCGGGAGACAGCACACGAACUUCUACAGUAGAGUUGUGCUCAUUUAAGAAGGAAAACUGAUUCGAAACAGAUCUGUAAUAGGGGCAGGAAAACUUAAAAUAAGAAAGAAAAACAAAAAAAAACAGACAGAACUUCCAAACUUUAUCAGAUAAAGAUUAAACUAACCUGGGAGGUAAGCACCUGCCCAAACCUUUGUACAUCCCAAACAUGGAUCGAGACAGUCACAGUGAGGAUACACUCUCCACUUUGGUUCUGGAGAACAUAAAAAACAAACUGAUUAAUGCCUUCAGAGGAACAGCAGAGUCCAGAGCAGAUCCUAAAGACCUGGAGACCCAAGGCUGCAGCGUCAGACCCCUCAGUGUGAGCAGGAGCUACCAGGCAAACGAAGAGCUGCGGCGGGCACAGAUAGAUGGAGCGAUAACCUGGCUGCGGUCUGAACUGCUGGAAAUGCGCACUCAGGACCUCCAGCUGGCUCAAACACUGCUGGGGCUCAACACAGAGAUCCAAAGACUGAGGAGGGAGAGUUUUGGUGGGCUGGAGGUAGAAGGGAAAGAUCAGCAGUAAUUAGCCCCAGCAGACUACAUCUGCCCUAGGGAGAAUUUGAGAGCAACAAAGGAAAAAAAGUGUGGUGUCAUUGGAAUCCAUGUUGGACAAGGAAAUGACUCUAAUCAUCAAGAUUGAGGACAUUUGUUCUUGAUAAUGGUUCUUAGCAAUCAGUCGUGUCACUGUUAUAACAAUCUAGACCAGCUGCAUGUAAAAUAAUUGAGGUAGGGGAAAAGGAAGCUUAUGUGUGAUAUUGCCUUAUGUUUUCAAAGUUGUUUUGCACUUAUACAGACUUGUGCUGGAGAAAACUGUAUUACUUCUUUGUUGGGUCAAGAAAAAAGCUUAAUGAAUGUAAAGACAAGAUGAUAAUGAAUAAAAUAUAGAAAUUGA